Molecule: messenger RNA, 437 nt
Organism: Rhipicephalus microplus (southern cattle tick)
Lineage: Eukaryota; Metazoa; Arthropoda; Arachnida; Ixodida; Ixodidae
Product: SWI/SNF-related matrix-associated actin-dependent regulator of chromatin subfamily E member 1-like
Biological process (GO): negative regulation of DNA-templated transcription
Cellular component (GO): SWI/SNF complex
Molecular function (GO): nuclear receptor binding; nucleosomal DNA binding
Source: RefSeq, a predicted model, not a curated record
GUCUUAAGUCGUCUGCUACCUUGUGCCAGCGUUAUAACUCGCAACAAUGGCCCUUCCGCCCAACUACCGGCAAACCCAGAUUGCCGCUGCGACCCCGCCUGCACCCCAAAGGCCUCGGGCGCAAGGCACAACUUCGAAUUUAAGCUCGCCGAUGCCUUCUUCUGCCAACAGCAGCCCUUUCGUGCCAUCCCCACAUGGGCACCCAUCAUUCAAUCCACUCAAGUUGGGAUCACGUGGCGUUGGAGGCGCCGAAAGUCGUGUGCCCAAACCACCAAAACCACCUGAUAAACCCCUGAUGCCUUACAUGAGGUACAGUAGAAAGGUGUGGGAUCAAGUGAAGGCUACGAACCCUGACCUGAAGUUGUGGGAAAUCGGCAAAAUAAUCGGUCAGAUGUGAAGAGAACUGCCAGACGAGGCAAAGCAAGGUACGUCGAUGA